Glycine soja is the source of this 1776-nucleotide messenger RNA. Its product is annotated as probable protein kinase At2g41970. The record is from RefSeq and is a predicted model, not a curated record. Gene Ontology annotation, molecular function: ATP binding; protein tyrosine kinase activity. Bases 475 to 1572 code for a protein of 365 amino acids. Lineage: Eukaryota; Viridiplantae; Streptophyta; Magnoliopsida; Fabales; Fabaceae. The transcript has 7 exons. Gene Ontology annotation, biological process: protein phosphorylation.
CUAUUAUUUUUGCGUCUUGAUCCUAUAGGAACAAACGGUUAACUUUCUAUUGAUUAUGCUCAUCUCCUCUAUCAAAAAAUAUAUAGAAUUGGAGACAAGUUCUUGAGACUUGGUAUAGCUGAUACGCAUGACCAAAGAAAGAAGUAGCAUAGAGUCCACCCCACGAUUUUUUUUUCAAUCUCGUUUCAGAUGUCACGAAUAUUAGUCUUCUGCAAUUUCACAAUUGAGAUUCUUUGUCCAUAUCUUUUUGUGUGUUUGUGAUUGGACUUUUGUCAUAUUUUCACAUUGUCUAAUAAGCCAGUUAAAAAGAAAAAUUGGUUGGGGGGCAGUGAAAUUGAAUGUUGAAGGUAGUUUCCCCAUCACCAACACUUGUGUUGGAAAAAUUUUUGAGCCUUGAAAUACUUUCAGGUGAUUCAUUCGUUUACUGUGAAUGGCUUAUUGAGAGUGCAGCUAGAGCUAGGACUACUUGAAGUUAUGUUGUGCUGCGGAGGUGCAGAGGAGGAGAGCAGCGGGCCCCCGGCAAACCAAUACCCAACUGCACCACCUAGAGGGGGUAGCACAUACGGAGGAGGUAAUGAUAGAGGAGAGCCUAGGGGAAAUGUUGCGAAGAGUGGUGCCCCGCAGAAAGUAUUGCCGAUUGAGAUACCCUCUAUGCCAUUGGAUGAAUUAAACAGGUUAACAGGAAACUUUGGUACAAAGGCUUUUAUUGGCGAAGGUUCUUAUGGACGAGUUUACUAUGCAAAAUUGAGUGAUGGUACUGAUGCUGCAAUUAAGAAGCUGGAUACCAGUUCUUCCGCAGAACCUGACUCAGAUUUUGCGGCUCAGUUAUCGAUUGUUUCAAGACUGAAGCAUGACAAUUUUGUGGAGUUGAUUGGAUAUUGUCUAGAGGCAGAUAACAGACUUUUGGUUUAUCAAUAUGCAAGUCUUGGUUCUUUGCAUGAUGUGUUACAUGGAAGGAAGGGUGUACAAGGGGCUGAACCUGGUCCAGUAUUAAGUUGGAGCCAGAGAGCAAAAAUUGCAUUUGGUGCAGCUAAAGGUCUAGAGUUUCUUCACGAAAAGGUUCAGCCUUCUAUUGUUCAUCGCGAUGUUAGAUCUAGCAAUGUCUUACUGUUCAACGACUAUGAGGCCAAGAUAGCUGAUUUCAGCUUAACAAAUCAGUCUUCUGACACAGCCGCCAGGCUACAUUCAACAAGAGUCUUGGGAACAUUUGGCUAUCAUGCCCCAGAGUAUGCCAUGACAGGGCAGAUAACCCAGAAAAGUGAUGUUUACAGUUUUGGGGUUGUGCUUUUAGAACUCUUGACAGGAAGAAAGCCAGUAGAUCACACAAUGCCCAAAGGACAACAAAGUCUUGUAACUUGGGCAACUCCAAGGCUUAGUGAGGACAAAGUGAAACAAUGUGUGGAUCCUAAGCUAAACAAUGACUAUCCUCCAAAGGCUAUUGCUAAGUUGGGUGCUGUGGCAGCACUUUGUGUUCAGUAUGAAGCUGACUUCAGACCAAACAUGACCAUUGUUGUCAAAGCUCUCCAGCCACUUCUCAAUGCAAAACCAGCUGGUCCCGACUCUCAUGCUUGACAUUGUGAUCUCAUUUAAUCAUGAGGAUUAUUAGAUUUUUGUGCAAUUUGUAACACAAUGAUGGAAGUUGAUUUGGUUUCAUUGUCGUAUAGAUUGUAUUAUGCUAUGCCAAAGAUGAUUUGGUUUGCUUGCUCUCCUUUUUAGUUGGAAACAUAUGUUUGUACACGUAAGGAAUGAAUGAUGGAGACCAAAAUUUGGCCUAUG